Aspergillus ochraceoroseus IBT 24754 is the source of this 3170-nucleotide messenger RNA. RefSeq names its product COPII subunit SEC24. The transcript is spliced from 4 exons. The record is from RefSeq and is a predicted model, not a curated record. Bases 252 to 2969 code for a protein of 905 amino acids. Lineage: Eukaryota; Fungi; Ascomycota; Eurotiomycetes; Eurotiales; Aspergillaceae. Gene Ontology annotation, cellular component: COPII vesicle coat; endoplasmic reticulum exit site. Gene Ontology annotation, molecular function: SNARE binding; zinc ion binding. Gene Ontology annotation, biological process: COPII-coated vesicle cargo loading; intracellular protein transport; endoplasmic reticulum to Golgi vesicle-mediated transport.
CUCCAGACGGCCUUCCGCUCCCACAGUUGCUCCAAACUCCCCUCCAUAACUCCUCGUCUGUUUCUUUCGAGGUGGUGUUGCAGGGCGCCUCUACUCAAUUUCUGCUUUAUUCUCUUGGCUCCCCGAUUCGCUAUCUCUGGCUGUUAUGAGCCUGUAGCGAUUUCCGCGACGUUACAUCAAUCCCUUGACUCGCGGUCCAGAGAAUCAUCGAAAAUCAGUGAAAGACGAGAAAGCAUACAGCAAAUUUCCUCAUGGCGUCACCACAAGGGGAUUAUCCUCCGCAGGAAGGGUAUGGUCAGCCGGUCCCCCAGCAAGCCGCGGGGGCUCCUCCCGCUGCUGCUCAGGGUCAAGCUGCUGGGAAAAAGAAGCGAGCAUAUGCCGGCGAGGCUUUUGAGUUUGGCUCUGGUGCCAAUGCUGCCCUAGGGGGACAACUCCCCGCUGGAGGUAGCUAUGGAGCAUACCAUCCGCCGCAACAGCAACAACCUGCCUAUGGAGUUGAUCCGUCCCAAAUGGCCCAAGGAUAUGCUCCGCCUGCUGCCCCAGGUGUCGCGCAGAUGACCCAGCAAUUUGGUGCUAUGGGGGUGACUGAUCCACACCUUAUGCCCCCCCAGUCCGCUCCUCAACCAGCUUCACAGGCUCCGCGACCAGUUCCUCUCAAUCAGCUUUAUCCGACCGAUUUGAUCACCCAGCCUUUCAAUGUUGCCGAACUUGACUACCCUCCACCUCCCAUUGUUUUGCCCCCAGGGACUAGCGUUUAUCCCUCUCCUUAUGCCAACUGCCCUCCGAAAUAUGUGCGGUCAACAUUGAAUGCCGUCCCGACAACCCAUUCGCUUUUGAAGAAGUCCAAGCUUCCUUUUGCCCUUGUUAUCCAACCCUACGCUGCGCUCCAUGACGCCGAAGAUCCGAUCCCUGUCAUCCCAGACCAAGUCAUCUCACGUUGUCGACGCUGUCGAUCAUAUAUCAACCCUUUCGUGACCUUCCUCGACCACGGACAUCGGUGGCGCUGCAAUAUGUGUAACCUGACCAACGAUGUACCUCAGGCUUUUGAUUGGGAUACAACUCUACAAAAACCCGCAGAUCGGUCAUUGAGACCUGAUCUCAACCAUGCGGUAGUGGAAUUUGUCGCCCCCCAGGAAUAUAUGGUUCGCCCUCCGCAGCCCCUUGUCUAUCUUUUCCUGAUCGACGUGAGCUACGCUUCGGUCACCAACGGUCUCUUGGCUACAAGCGCUCGGUGCAUCAAGGAGAGCCUGGACCGAAUUCCAAAUGCAGACCGACGAACCAGGUUGGGCUUUGUUGCGGUUGAUUCUAGCCUUCAUUAUUUCACCAUCCCUCGGGAUGGAUCGGAGAUUUCUGACCCUCGCAUGUUGGUUGUCAGCGACUUGGAUGAACCUUUCCUUCCUAUCCCCGGUGAUCUUCUGGUGACUCUUAGCGAGUGCCGCGAAAACAUUGAGGUGUUCCUUGACAAGCUGCAGGAGAUGUUCCAAAAUACCCAGAACAACGGCUGUGCGAUGGGAUCCGCUCUGCGUGCUGGUUACAAGCUGAUUGCCCCCGUCGGAGGAAAGAUGACCGUUCUUAGCUCUUCUCUGCCGAAUGUGGGACAUGGCUCCUUGACUAUGAGGGAGGAUAAGAAGGUUUUGGGAACGAGCAAGGAGAACAGCUUGCUCCAGACUGCGAAUAGCUUCUACAAGAGCUUCGCGGUGGAGUGCUCCAAGGCACAGGUUUCAGUGGAUAUGUUCCUGUUCUCCUCCCAGUACCAGGAUGUGGCCUCGCUCAGCAAUCUUCCAAGGUAUACUGGUGGUCAAACGUAUUUCUAUCCUGCUUGGAAUGCUGCUCGUGGGGAAGAUGCUAUUAAAUUUGCGCGUGAGUUCUCCGACUAUCUCUCGUCAGAGAUUGGAUUAGAAGCCGUGCUCCGCGUCCGUGCCACCACCGGUCUGCGUAUGAACACGUUCUACGGAAACUUCUUCAACCGUAGCUCCGACCUGUGUGCAUUCCCAGCCUUCCCGCGUGAUCAGGCAUAUGUUGUUGAAGUUGCCAUCGAUGAGACCGUCACGAAACCCGUCGUCUGCCUGCAGACCGCCGUUCUUCACACCACCUGCAACGGCGAGCGAAGAAUUCGAGUUUUGACCCUGGCACUUCCUACCACUCAGAAUUUGGCGGAUGUUUUUGCAUCCGCAGAUCAGCAGGCGGUCGCCACCUUUUUCAGCCACAAGGCCGUUGAAAGGGCGCUUGGAAGUGGUCUUGAACCCGCCCGAGAGGCCAUCCAAGCGAAAGCCGUGGAGUUGCUUUCGACUUACCGCAAGGAACUUGCUGGUGGAAGCGUUGGUGGCGGCGGCCUUCAGUUCCCCGCGAACCUGAGGGGUCUUCCUGUUCUUUUCCUUGCCAUGAUUAAAAAUCUCGGCCUGCGGAAAUCCGCCCAAAUUCCCACGGAUAUGAGAUCUGCCGCCCUCUGCCUGCUCUCAACCCUCCCCCUUCCUCUUCUUAUCCAGUACAUCUAUCCGAAGAUGUAUUCUCUUCACGACAUGCCCGACAGCGCGGGACUGCCCGAUGACCAGACCGGCGAGAUCGUCCUUCCCCCGCCAAUCAACCUGUCUUCCGAACGGAUCGUCCCCUACGGCCUCUACCUCAUUGAUGAUGGCCAGAACCAAUUCCUGUGGGUUGGACGCGAUGCGGUGCCUCAGCUGGUCCUGGACGUCUUUGGCUUCCCUGACAAGUCGCAACUCCGCGUGGGCAAACAAAACCUCCCCGAGCUGGAUAAUGACUUCAACGGACGUGUCCGUGCGGUUAUUGAAAAGAGUCGAGACCACCGGGCCAAGGGUGUUGGUAGUAUUGUGGUGCCACACUUAUACAUUGUCAAAGAGGAUGGCGAGCCUGGGCUCCGGCUGUGGGCACAGUCGAUGCUGGUGGAGGACCGAGCCGACCAGGGUGUCAGCCUGGUGCAAUGGAUGGGCUCGCUGCGGGAAAAGGUUUGAUCCCUCUCCGUUUUCUAGGUUCUAAUUCUUCUUCUCUUUCCCCCCCCCGCCCGCCGUCAUCAAAGUCUACCCAUGUUGCACCUGGAAACAGUUUAGACUGACGAGCUUUGAACCACGAACAGGUUGUUCAGUAAUGAUAGCUUCUACAAAUUUUGGUAAACUAUAUGAGAUAUACAACAAUUCACCUGAAUUCCUAUUCCA